ACGAAACAUCAGUACUCGGGAGCGUGCACGGUUCACCGAGUCGCAUCGGCUUUGCACUAAAUUGAAGAAGAUGGCGAUGUGCGCGCUGUUCCGGCGCUUUUCUGCGAUUCUACCUGCUCUUUCGGGAGCUGUCCAUGUUUCCCGGUGCCAAACACUGCAAAAGACAAAUAUCUUAAGGGCUUUUAGCACGACGUCCUGCCUCACUGAAGCUCUCAGAUUUACAGACAAACAUGAAUGGGUACGAGUAGAAGGGAGUAUUGGUACAGUCGGCAUCAGCAAUUAUGCUCAGGAAGCACUAGGUGAUGUGGUAUACUGUGGACUACCAGAGGUUGGAACCAAGCUUCAACCGAUGGAUGAAUUUGGUGCAUUAGAAAGUGUAAAAGCUGCCAGUGAGUUAUAUUCUCCAUUAAGCGGAGACGUAGUAGAAAUUAACACAGAACUGACCGAGAACCCCAACCUUGUCAAUUCAUCCUGCUACGAUCGUGGCUGGUUGAUUAAGAUGACCAUAGAAAACCCUGGAGAACUUGAAGCUCUUAUGGAUGAAACUGCAUAUGAAAAAUAUGUCAAGUCACUUGAGUAACGUGUUUAAACUCAUUUCAUGUCCGGUAUUAAUCAAAAAGAUCAUUUUAAUAUUUACACUCAGCUGUAAAUUUUCAUUAUUAGUUUACUAAUAAAAUUUUAUAGAGUCUG
Molecule: messenger RNA, 690 nt
Organism: Trichomycterus rosablanca
Lineage: Eukaryota; Metazoa; Chordata; Actinopteri; Siluriformes; Trichomycteridae
Gene: gcshb
Product: glycine cleavage system protein H (aminomethyl carrier), b
Exons: 5
Coding region: 71-580 (169 amino acids)
Biological process (GO): protein lipoylation; glycine decarboxylation via glycine cleavage system
Cellular component (GO): mitochondrion; glycine cleavage complex; cytoplasm
Source: RefSeq, a predicted model, not a curated record